Molecule: messenger RNA, 681 nt
Organism: Komagataella phaffii GS115
Lineage: Eukaryota; Fungi; Ascomycota; Pichiomycetes; Pichiales; Pichiaceae
Product: Mitochondrial peroxiredoxin (1-Cys Prx) with thioredoxin peroxidase activity
Exons: 1
Coding region: 1-681 (226 amino acids)
Biological process (GO): cell redox homeostasis; cellular oxidant detoxification; cellular response to oxidative stress
Cellular component (GO): cytosol; mitochondrion
Molecular function (GO): peroxiredoxin activity
Source: RefSeq, a predicted model, not a curated record
AUGUCAAUUCCAAAACCAGAAGGUUCUACACUCAGAUUGGGUUCUACAGCUCCUGAUUUCAAGGCCGAAACCUCUCGUGGACCAAUCUCUUUCCAUGACUUCAUUGGAGAUUCCUGGGUAGUGUUGUUCUCACAUCCUGAUGAUUUUACCCCUGUCUGCACAACAGAACUGGGAGCUUUCGCUAAACUGCAACCAGAGUUUGAGAAGCGGGGCGUGAAACUGAUUGGCUUGUCUGCCAAUACUACUGAUUCUCAUCAAGCGUGGAUCAAGGAUAUUGAUGAAGUAACUGGCUCACAUCUGACUUUUCCCAUUAUUGCCGAUCCAGAGCGCAAGAUCGCUUUGGCGUAUGACAUGAUUGAUUUUCAAGAUGCCUCUAAUGUGGAUGAUAAAGGAGUACAAUUCACUAUUCGUUCCGUCUUCAUUAUUGAUCCAAAAAAGAAGGUCAGGUUGAUCCUGUCUUAUCCUGCCUCUACUGGUCGUAACACUGCUGAAGUUCUUAGAGUCAUUGACUCAUUACAGACUGGAGAUAGAAACCGUGUAACCACCCCUAUUAAUUGGGUUCCUGGUGACGACGUUAUCGUUCAUCCAUCAGUAACUAAUGAGGAAGCAAAAAGUCUGUUUCCACAGUUUCGUGUGAUUAAACCUUACUUGAGACUUACUCCAUUGGAUCCUUCCAAAUGA